GGGAUCCUAAAAGACGUUUCUGCCUCACCCCAUCUCCUCUAUCCCUAACCCAAUCUCCAUUCGUCGCAUGAUCGCCGCACCCCCAUCCUCGAGUGAGAUUUCGGCUUCCCUCCUCGGUUCUGGCCACAUGCAGAGAAGCUAUGGCUAUCUAUGCGAUUCGAUUCGAUCCCAGCAUGAGGAUGUUGUUCUCUUCGUUGUGUCUGUUCCUUCUCCCCAGGGUUGCUCUGUCUGUUUCUGUGGAGCAUACCUCAUUCUCCAUCUCGAUUUCUCGGUUUUGGAUAGCAGAUGUUGCCACCGCGGUUCAAGAGGUAUAUGUGGGCUAUGGUUCCAUUGUCCCCCUGUUCAAUCUCUUUCUCGAUUCCUUCUCCAGUUUCAAUUUCUUUUUUGUGUUAAUUGUUGUUGUUUUCUGGAUCUAUCAUUUAAUUUUGAGUUGUUUGGUUUCUGAUUUAAUCAUGGUGAUUGUUACUUGUUUUUGUAAAUCAAUGGUUCUCUCCUAUGUUUGUGCUGUUGGUGUUUCUGUGAAAUAAUUUACUUCUUGGGGGGGUUUGCUCAUUAUAAAUUAUAUAGUUUUCUUUCUGCUGUUGGACUGAAGUUAACUGUAGUGUUUGGUAUAGUUGACUGAUGAAAUUCUCUUUUUGCUUUAUUGUGAAUUGUCAAAUCAACUAUAUGUGGUAGGUAUUUGGUAAUUUGCAAUAGGUCUCUUCCCAUAUUGUUUUUGCUCUUUUCCCAUGAGUAUUUGGUAACUUGUGAUAUCUUCCUAAAUGAUGUGUGUAGCCAUAUCAAUCUAUAUAUGCCUAUUAGUCUAUCUCUAUCCUAUAUGUGAAGCUUACAUUGUAAGCUUUAGUGUUUCUUAAAUUUGGGAGUUUAUAACUCCAACUCAUGUGUUUAUCUUCUCAUCUUAGUUCUGAGUUCUUCUGUGUAUAUUUUCUACUUUUGGUGUUCUUAUCUUUCAUAUUUUGGGAAUGAAUAACCGUGUUGAUCUGGUGGACAAAAUCACUCCGUGGAGAGAAUCAUGGAAAGUGCAUGUUAAAGUUGUGAAGUUGUGGUACCACAAGAAUCCUGCUUUGGAUCCUUCUCAAAAUCUGUUGCAUAUGGUCUUAAUGGAUGAGAAGUUACACAAGAUCCAAGCCACCAUUAGAUAUCAGCUUAUAUCAAAAUUUUCCUUGUCUCUAAAUGAAGGGGAUGUGUACUUGAUGACCCAUUUUACAGUUGUACCGAACACUGGUUUGAACAGAGUGACAAAACAUCGGUUCAGACUUUUGUUCCAAUACAACACCUCUGUUGUUUCUGUGGUAUCUCCAAGGAUACCUCAUUCGGGUCUGUGUUUUGCAUCAAUAGAUGAAAUUGAUCAAAUAACAAAGGACCAUAAUUUCCUCAUUGACUUUUUUGGGAUUAUUACUGGUGUUCGAAAAGAAAGAGAUGUGGAAUCAUAUGGGAAGCUGGUCAAAGCAGUGGUGCUAGAAGUCUUUGCUGAUGGCAAAAGGGUACAAUGCAAUGUGUUUGGAAAUGCUUGUGAUCUGUUAGAAUAUGAUAAGUUACAAAAAUAUGCAAGAUCUCCCCUGGUUGUCCUCGAGUCUUUUAAAAUCAAAGCAAUUGAAGGUGGGGUAAUCCUACAGAAUGUGAUAAAUGUCUCUAGGUUAUUCAUUAAUCCUGACAUUCCUGAGUCUGUUGAGUUCCUAAGCAGAUUUAGUGUAGCCAGAUAUGGAUUCUCAAGACUUGUGACCAAUGACCUUGGAUACUUAGUUUCUAAAGUUGAUGGUGAUUAUUUCAAUCCCAAAGAGAUCAGUAAUAUUCAAGAUCUUCAUUCAGAUAAUGGGGAAGUUAUGGAUGAACCAGAUUGGUGGUACUACACAUGUGUGUGUGGUCAUGCCGUUGUUGAGCAUGAGGAUCUCUACCUUUGUGAUGCUUGUGGUUCAUGUGUUGAGCAUGUUAUGGUCAAAUAUGGGAUUCGGGUAAAGAUUUAGGCUGCUCGGUGUACUGUUUUGUUUGUUUUGCUUGAUAAUACGGCAACAAAACUAUUUGGAAGAACCUGUUCUGAAGC
This is a messenger RNA of Arachis ipaensis, 2041 nucleotides long. Lineage: Eukaryota; Viridiplantae; Streptophyta; Magnoliopsida; Fabales; Fabaceae. The record is from RefSeq and is a predicted model, not a curated record.